UUCUUCGCGAACGUGCGCUACGACGUCACGGAGGACACGCUCAAGCCCUUCUUCGGCGCGGUGGGGCCCGUGACGCACGUGAAAAUCGUCCGCGACUCGUUCACGGGCCAGUCCAAGGGCUACGGCUUCUGCACCUACAGCGACCCGCUCUACGCGACGACGGCCCUGCGGUCCCUCGACGGCCAGCCCGUCGAGGGCCGCCCCAUCCGCCUCGACGACGCG
Aureococcus anophagefferens is the source of this 222-nucleotide messenger RNA. RefSeq lists its product as hypothetical. The annotation marks the transcript as partial. The transcript has a single exon. Lineage: Eukaryota; Pelagophyceae; Pelagomonadales; Pelagomonadaceae. The record is from RefSeq and is a predicted model, not a curated record. Gene Ontology annotation, molecular function: RNA binding.